AUGAACAUGAGAAGAAAAGAGGUCAAGGGAACCAAGGAAGAGGUCACGGCAGAGGUAGAGGCCGUGGAAGAGGUUUUCAUCCUCAAAAACAAGGAAAUUCAGGGAUUGCUGGCAUUAGAAGACAGAAAGAAUGAAGCAAACUUCAUGAGAGAAAAUGAGGAAGAACAGGUGUUUUACACCUGUAUGAAUGCUAAAGUCAAAGAAGAUAAAGUUUGGUUUCUUGAUAGUGGUUGUAGUAACCACAUGACUGGAAAUAAGGAGCUUUUUGUAAAGCUAGAUAAAAGCAUAACAAAUCAAGUGAUUCUCGAUGAUGGAAAAGCAGAAAAAAUUCAAGGGAAAGGAGUUAUUGCUGUCAACAUAAAAACUGGAAGCCAAAAAUACAUUCAAGAUGUUCUAUAUGUACCAAACCUUGCACAACUUGCUUAG
Elaeis guineensis (African oil palm) is the source of this 426-nucleotide messenger RNA. The record is from RefSeq and is a predicted model, not a curated record. NCBI's taxonomy places the organism in Eukaryota, Viridiplantae, Streptophyta, Magnoliopsida, Arecales, Arecaceae.